AAAAAAGAUUCAUUUCUAUGUGUUUCCAUGAAAGGAUGAUCAUACAGUAGAGCUGUCAGAACAAAACAAUAUUCCAAACUUCUUCCAAACAAUUCCAAAUACAACUUGUUCGACGUGGAAGUAUCGUUAAAUUUAACUUCGGAAGGACUCUCAUAAUGAAGAGAUUAAUCGUUAUUUUAAGCUCUCUAAUGAUUCUUUACACAGUUUCAAGCGAUGAUUCGAAUACAAGUAAGAAAAAGUCAUCGCAUAAAAGAGAUAUCACAGAUAUGAAUGAUGCCGACUUGGAACGUAUACUUGAUGAAUGGGAGAAACAUGAAGAACCCUUAGAACCUGACGAGCUUCCUGAACAUCUUAGGCCAAGCCCGCAAAUAGAUUUGUCAAAAGUUGAUAUGACAAAACCGGAUGAAAUAUUACGGAUGACGAAAAAAGGCAAAAGCUUAAUGAUGUUUAUAGACGUUAACCCAGAUAUCUCGGAAGAGAACGCCAAUGUUCUAAUGAGAAUAUGGCAGGGCAGUUUACAAAAUAAUCACAUUAUUGCAGAAAGAUAUCCAAUUGAUCUUAAACGAGCAGUGUUUCUUUUCCCAGAAGGAUCUCAAGCUAUAGAUGCGAAAAAUUAUUUAUUAGAACAACCUGAAAUAUCGCAUAUCACUCUCGAAGGGCAGACAUUUUAUGGGAAACAUGCGAAAAAGAGUGAAAAUGCAGCCAGCGAAGAAUCAAAUGCAAAAGAGCCUAGGAAAAAAUUGGAAUUGUGAAACUUCUACGGAUUUUGAAAUUUACAAUUCUUAAAUCGCAUUGACUAAAAGAAAAAUCUGCAUGAUAGUAUGGCAAAAUAUCACCCAGCAUUUAAAAAAAGAGCAUACAAUAUCUAUAAUUCUUUAAAUAUUUAUAUGUAAAAUAUGAAUAAUAUUGAUUUGUAUCAAAAGUGAAGGGCCAGUUUCAUAUGUAGUUGAAAAUUCUGUCUUUAUGCUUAUAAGAAAUUAAGCCAAUGGAAAAUAAAUAUUUUUUUCUAUUUCA
Molecule: messenger RNA, 1014 nt
Organism: Orussus abietinus
Lineage: Eukaryota; Metazoa; Arthropoda; Insecta; Hymenoptera; Orussidae
Gene: boca
Product: LDLR chaperone boca
Exons: 5
Coding region: 156-752 (198 amino acids)
Biological process (GO): protein folding
Source: RefSeq, a predicted model, not a curated record